Molecule: messenger RNA, 900 nt
Organism: Malania oleifera
Lineage: Eukaryota; Viridiplantae; Streptophyta; Magnoliopsida; Santalales; Ximeniaceae
Product: large ribosomal subunit protein eL24-like
Exons: 5
Coding region: 208-708 (166 amino acids)
Biological process (GO): cytoplasmic translation
Cellular component (GO): cytosolic large ribosomal subunit
Molecular function (GO): structural constituent of ribosome; mRNA binding
Source: RefSeq, a predicted model, not a curated record
AAAUUUAAUGGGUGACAAAGUAAGCCAACCUGCGUGAGUGACGAUAUUAAAAACCAUACAUCGUGUCAUUCUUGUAAAUCUCUCUUAGGGCAAGGGCCAAUCCUUGUGCCCCUGCCCCUGUAGUUCGAAGUAUUUAGGGUUUCAAUCUAGGGUUUUUCUUAUCCCUUUUCCCAGAGGAGCAAACGAAGAGGAGCAACUGCAGCAGCCAUGGUUCUCAAGACAGAGCUUUGUCGAUUUAGUGGUGCAAAGAUAUACCCUGGUAAGGGUAUCAGAUUUGUUAGAGCGGAUUCGCAGGUGUUCCUAUUUGCCAAUUCGAAAUGUAAGCGAUACUUCCACAACCGCCUGAAGCCUUCAAAGCUCACCUGGACUGCAAUGUACAGAAAGCAACAUAAGAAGGACAUAGCUGCAGAGGCUGUGAAGAAGAGGCGUCGUGCCACCAAGAAGCCAUAUUCCAGGUCCAUAGUUGGAGCUACAUUGGAAGUCAUCCAAAAGAAGAGAACUGAAAAACCAGAAGUUCGGGAUGCUGCUCGUGAAGCUGCUCUCCGUGAGAUAAAGGAGAGAAUCAAGAAAACGAAGGAUGAAAAGAAGGCAAAGAAAGCAGAAGUUUUGGCCAAGACUCAGAAGACUGGUAGAGGAAGCAUGCCUAAGGGAGGAGGUGCUGCACCCAGGGGCCAAAAGCUGGGAGGCGGAGGUGGUGGAAAGCGCUGAGCUUCCAACUUUAGGAAAAGAGGAAUCAUGUUGAGGAGACUUUGUUGUUAUUUCUUGUGCUUAUGUUCUGAAAAAGAUUCGUGUUUUCUGUCGUAUUUUUCAUAUGAAUUUUGCAGUUUUAAGUUUCUUUUGGAGCGCAUAAGUUGAUACUUACCCAGGCAUUCUUGAUCAAUGUGGAUUCACAGUUUACAA